Messenger RNA from Tupaia belangeri chinensis (Chinese tree shrew), 440 nucleotides. RefSeq names its product transcription elongation factor A N-terminal and central domain-containing protein 2. Gene Ontology annotation, cellular component: nucleus. The record is from RefSeq and is a predicted model, not a curated record. Lineage: Eukaryota; Metazoa; Chordata; Mammalia; Scandentia; Tupaiidae. Gene Ontology annotation, biological process: DNA-templated transcription.
CAGUGCAUUCUGGGGAGUGUGGUUCGUAGUGGACCGUAGGUGCGCCGCCUCGCUUCCGAUGAGCCACUCGCUGGGAGGAAGCUUCGUUUAGUACCCACGCUCGCUGUUGGUUAGGGGACCUUACAGGGUGAGCCCAGCUCCUCCCGGGACUGCUCUCCCUGAAUAAGCCUGUGAAGGUAGUCCGAGUCCUCUAACGAUGGAUAAAUACGUCAUUCGAACGCCUAGAAUCCAGAAUUCCCCUCAGAAGAAAGAUGCUGGAGGGAAGAUUUACAAGCAGGCUACUAUUGAAUCUCUGAAGAGAGUUGUGGUUGUAGAAGACAUAAAAAGGUGGAAAACUAUGUUGGAGCUUCCAGAUCAAAGCAAAGAGAAUCUGAUUGAAACCUUACAAGAAUUAAAGAAGAAAAUACCCUCCAGGGAAGUGUUAAAAUCCACAAAGAUAG